This is a messenger RNA of Daldinia caldariorum, 2902 nucleotides long. Its product is annotated as glycoside hydrolase family 3 protein. The record is from RefSeq and is a predicted model, not a curated record. The transcript has 7 exons. Gene Ontology annotation, molecular function: beta-glucosidase activity. Gene Ontology annotation, biological process: glucan catabolic process. The coding region runs from base 150 to 2471 and encodes 773 amino acids. NCBI's taxonomy places the organism in Eukaryota, Fungi, Ascomycota, Sordariomycetes, Xylariales, Hypoxylaceae.
AUUGGAUCCAUGUCAAAGCAAAGCAAGCAUCUAGGAUUACGGUAUUACUUUAAAAAGUAGGCUUCCGCUUUCGCGCUGAGGGAAGUGUAAUUCAAUUUCCUGACCAUUGUGCCGAGUCAUGAAUAGGUCUAUCUGAGGCCGACUCUCAAAUGGUAGCCGCUAUGUUGCCUCCGCUAUUAGCGGCGCUCUCGAUAUCGCCAGUUGUUGCGUCUGCAUCCUUCAGUCCUGGAGGGAACUAUGCUCAAUCGCCUUCGUUUUUCCCUACGCCACCCGGGAAGGGAGCAGGCAGAUGGGCCGAUGCAUACAACAGCGCCAGCGGCCUUGUAGGUCAGAUGACAUUAGAGGAGAAGGUCAAUAUCACACGCGGCUUUACUGUUGGCGAUAAUGUCUGCGCUGGUAAUACGGGAACAGUCCCGAGGCUGGGAUGGCCUGGCAUGUGUCUACACGAUGCAGGUAAUGGGGUUAGAGCUACGGACCUCGUUAAUUCAUACCCGUCGGCAAUUCACGUUGGUGCAAGCUGGGACAGGAAUCUGACAUAUCAGAGAGGCUUCUAUAUUGGCGAUGAAUUCAAAGCGAAAGGUGUUAAUAUCGUGCUUGGUCCCAAUGCAGGUCCGCUAGGAAGAACUCCUUUAGGCGGCCGGAAUUGGGAGGGUUUCUCUAUUGACCCCUACUUAUCUGGGCAGUUGAACGCGGAGACAAUCGCUGGCCACCAAGACGCCGGUGUAAUUGCGAAUAUCAAACAUUUCAUUGCCAAUGAACAGGAGACGUACAGACGGCCGUAUUUUGGUGUUGAAGCUGUCUCGGCGAACAUCGAUGAUAAGACGCUUCAUGAACUUUACCUGUGGCCAUUCAUGGAUGGCGUCAGGGCUGGUGUCGCCUCGGUUAUGUGUUCCUAUAAUAGAAUCAACAACACGUACGGCUGCGAGAACAGCAAGUUGCUAAAUGGUGUCCUUAAAACCGAACUUGCCUUUGAUGGGUUCGUACUCCUUGAUUGGAACGCUCAACAUAAUCUCGAGAGUGCGAAUGCAGGGCUGGACAUGCUUAUGCCUGGAGGCGGCUUCUGGGGUAACAACCUGACCGAAGCUGUUCACAACGGAACUGUAAGUGAAGACAGGGUUACAGAUAUGGCAACACGAAUCCUUGCGGCAUGGUACCUUGUAGGUCAAAAUGGCAGCAACUUCCCGGUUCCCGGAUUCGGGCUACAGAAUCUUACCUUGCCCCAUGAGCAAGUCGAUGCCCGCAACCCUGAUUCGAAGCCGGUUAUACUAGAAGGUGCGAUAGCCGGACAUGUCCUAGUGAAGAAUAACGGAGCAUUGCCUUUCAAGAGGUGCCUGACCAUGCUGUCCGUUUACGGUUAUGAUGCUACUAUCCCGAAGACUAAGAACACGGAUACUCUCUUCCAACUAGGAUACACUUCUUCCGCAGAAAUGGGGCAAGCAGUAUUAGGCACGAAGAGUCACUUCAACCAAGCUGCCAAAGGAGGUACAAUUGUGACUGGAGGAAGAGCCGGCGCCAACGCGCCAGCUUAUAUAGAUGAUCCUUUGAGCGCUAUUCAGCAAAGGGCGAGAAUCGAUGGAACCUGGGUUAACUGGGAUUUAACUUCACCUAAACCGGAUGUCAAUGCAGCAUCAGACGCUUGCUUAGUCUUUAUCAAUGCCAUUGCUACCGAAGGAUGGGACCGAGAUGGACUUCACGAUGACUUUAGCGACGGGCUGGUUUUGAACGUUGCUUCUAAAUGUUCAAACACAAUUGUCGUCAUCCAUGCUGCGGGUGUCCGUCUAGUCGAUCAGUGGAUCGAGCAUCCUAACGUUACCGCGACAAUUAUUGCUCACCUCCCCGGUCAGGACAGCGGGAAAGCCUUCGUCAAGCUCCUCUAUGGAGAGGCCCAAUUUUCGGGAAAGCUGCCGUAUACGUUGGCCAGGAAUGAGAGCGAUUAUGCGGUUUACUCUCCCUGCGAUCGCGGCCCCUCAAACACAACAAGCCCACAGUGCGACUUCACCGAGGGAGUCUACGUAGAUUAUCGUCAUUUCGACGAGAACAACAUAGCCCCGCGCUUUGAAUUUGGCUACGGUCUAUCCUACACGACAUUUAAUUACUCUUCGCUCUUAGUUGAGCCCCUGGGUCUUACACCGGAGCCGCAAGGAUCCUCUACUCCAAGCAACGACGAAGCGUUAUGGGACAUCGUGGCCACAGUUAACGCAACGAUUACAAACGCCGGCAAGGUCUCCGGCGCGGAGGUGGCGCAGCUCUACGUCGGAAUCCCGAACAGCCCGCCAAAGCAGCUGCGCGGGUUCGAAAAAGUCCCCCUGGCCCCGGGAGAAUCCGCCGAGGUCACUUUCGAACUUACGAGGCGUGAUUUGAGUGUGUGGGACGUGGUCACUCAGGGUUGGAUCGUACAAGCUGGCCAUUAUGAUUUAUAUGUCGGUGCGAGCAGUCGGGAUAUUAGAUUAACUGGUAGCAUUGACGUCUAGUCCACAUCAAUGCGCUUUGAUGCGAAUAUCCCGAAGAAGCAGACUAUAAUAGCGCUCUAAUACCUGAUGCUAGGUAGGUACAUUGUCUUAAAUACCUACUUCAUAUGGAAUAAUAUCAUUAUCUCCUCUUUAGGGAAAGUAUUUCAUUACCGCUUAAUUAACUACCCAAAUCUUCCAUGUUUUUGCCAAGCAGCGCUGGCAACUCUACUGUUUAGUUGGCUUCGUAGAUGUUCCUCGGGUAUUCGGUAGUGCAAACGUCGCGGAUAGGCCCAAAGUCGCGUGUAUGUCGAGCGUAUGUCGAGCACAUGGAAAAAUUGGACCUUCGCUUCACGCGACUCUGGAGGUCAAUUUACGUUAUAAGAAUCAUGCGCGCAGAUGGCCUUUAUAUAAUAAAUCAUAUGUGGUUCCCAGUCAUUGUCUUAAUUGGAAAG